Messenger RNA from Uncinocarpus reesii 1704, 1032 nucleotides. RefSeq lists its product as uncharacterized. Gene Ontology annotation, cellular component: cytoplasm; dynactin complex. The record is from RefSeq and is a predicted model, not a curated record. The transcript has 4 exons. Lineage: Eukaryota; Fungi; Ascomycota; Eurotiomycetes; Onygenales; Onygenaceae. Gene Ontology annotation, biological process: mitotic spindle organization. The coding region runs from base 1 to 1032 and encodes 343 amino acids.
AUGGCCUUUAACAAAAAGUAUGCUGGUCUGCCCGACCUGGACCUCGCGCCAGACAUCUAUGAAACCCCCGAGCUGACCGAUGAUUCUACUGUGCCUCGGAGAUCAUAUCGCACCGUUAAGCGCGCGAGACGGAGGCGAGAUGACGGGACAGAGGUGCUGGGAGAUAUCAGUGACGAGGAGGAGGAAUCGCUGGAACGGAAGCUGGCAAGAUUGCGUCGAGAGGCAGAGGAAUUGAAGGACGAGCUUGCCAUCUUCCAACUUCCACCCUACACCACCCCUUUGUCGAUUCUGUCAAACGCGGCAUCCUUCGACGCUCGACUCCGACUCCUCGAGGCCGCUCUCGGACUAUCCCAAACCCCCAUUGGCCUAUCCCCAAAUGACUCCCCCGAAUCCGAUCUCCAACCCAUCCUCCCUACCCUGCACCACCUCUCUUCCCAGCUCUCCACCCUAACCAGCACCCUCACCGGCUCCCCCUCCACCGGCCCGCCCGCCCUCCCCACGACCCUCACAACCCCCCACCUCGAAAGCCUCACUACCCGCAUCCGCAAACUCACCGCCGACGCCGAAGCCCUCACCGUCGCCCGCCGCCGCGCCACCGAAGCCGCGCGCGCCGUCCUCGCCGCACGCAUCGCCGCCGCAACCACAGACGAACCCCCCGAAGUCCCCGCCGCCGCCGCGCACGCCACGCCGACGGAAACUGAAGCCGCGGCCAGCGAGCAGGCGGCCAAGAUCCAGGCGCUGUACACCACGCUGCCCACCAUCACGUCGCUGCAUCCGCUGCUGCCCAGUGUGCUGGAGCGCUUGCGGUCGUUGAGGGCGAUUCAUGCUGGGGCGGCGAGGGCGGGUGAGGAUCUGGGUGGGUUGGAGCGGAGGCAGGCGGAGAUGAAAAAGGAGAUUGAGCGGUGGAGAGAAGGGCUGAAGGCUAUGGAGGAGCGGGUGAAGGAGAGUGAGGCGACGAUGAAGGGGAAUGUGGAGGUUAUGGGUCCGUGGAUUCGAGAUCUUGAGAGGAGGUUGGAUGUCAUUGGCAAGUAG